Pseudomyrmex gracilis is the source of this 3003-nucleotide messenger RNA. RefSeq names its product mitochondrial substrate carrier family protein Y-like. Lineage: Eukaryota; Metazoa; Arthropoda; Insecta; Hymenoptera; Formicidae. The record is from RefSeq and is a predicted model, not a curated record. The coding region runs from base 595 to 1611 and encodes 338 amino acids. The transcript has 5 exons.
UCUUUCUCGACGCUUGGAAUCGUGCACAUAGCACGGAAUAGAACCAUGUCCACGUUUGGACAUAGCGUACGUAUCGACAAGUCGCUCGUGGACAUCGCUACGUAGUUGCCAAUGUGCACCACCCAUGGACAUGCGCUAACUUACGGGCCGGAAUAGCGAUCGUAAAAACUAUUAUGGGCCUGGCCACUCUCAAGCUUCUCUCUGCUAAAACUGUGAACAUUGGUAGUGAGUGCCGGUACCGGUUUCUUGUGAUCUCUACGCGUCUUNACCACAAAAUCGUAUUACUUAGUGUAAAGCAGAAAGAAAACGUUAAAAGUGUUGUGUUGCCUCAUCUUUUAUUUCUGUCUGGAUUUUCUUUGCAUAGAAUAAAGAAACAGUAAAAAGAUUACUCUCCUCUCGAUAGAGAUAAAAAGUGUAAAUGAAAAUCGGAAAAGAAAAGUUUAUUGUGCUGCCUCAUCUUUUAUUCCUGUCCAUUUGGAUUUUGUUACUUUGCGUACAAUAUAGAAACAGUAGAGAGAUUACUCUCUUCUUCACAGAUAUUAAAAGCGUAAACGUAGUAAUUGUAUAUUUGUAUGUAAAAGUUUGGUUUUUAAUAUGUAUAGUGCACAAAAUAGUAAUAUUGACAUUUCCAAACGUCAUGCUAGACGAAUUAUUGCAAGUAAAACUGCAAUAGAUAUUGCAGAAUCUUCCACACAAGCUUUCAUAAAGUUUUCAAAUGGUAAGAGUACCUCUGUUGAAAUAAAUAAUAAUUCAGGUCUUAAUACAACUUCUGAAGUAAAUAUUACGUAUUCAGUUUUAUCUAGUAAUAAUUAUGAACAUGUAAAUAAAACUACAGAAGAAUAUGAUGAUAAUAUAUCACAAAUUUUAAAUAUAGAUAAUAGAAAUGAUAAUAGAAAUGAUAAUAAUAAUAUAAAUAAUAAUAUAAAUAAUGAGAAUAAUAAUGAAGAAGCAUUUAGAAAUGCCAUAGCUGAAUGGAGUAUAAAAUAUAACAUUCGUCACAAUGCAUGUAACGCAUUAUUAAAGAUUUUACAAGAACAUACAUCAUGUAAUUUUUUUAAAGAUGCACGGACAGUGUUAAAGACUCCACGACAAACAGAAAUUUUAAAAAUAUGUGGAGGAGAAUAUUUUUAUUGGGGUUUUAGUAACAUAAUUAGAACCAUGUUAUUGAAAUGUAAUAAUGAACAUAUUCAUCUUUUACUCAAUAUUGACGGUGUUCUUUUAGCCAAAUCAUCAAACGCAUCUUUAUGGCUUAUUUUAUGUUCCAAUAUGACGCAUAAAGAUGUGUAUCUUGUUGGUGCAGUUUUUGGACAUAAGAAACCAANAGAUUCAAAUGUUUUUUUACAAGCUUUAGUAAAUGAUUUAAUUUAUUUUAUAAACAAAGGUUAUGUUCAUAAUAAUAAAGUAAUAAAAAUUAGUUUGGCUGGUUUAAUAUGUGAUGCACCGGCAAAAUCUUUUGUUUUAUGUACAAAAAACCAUAUCGGCUUUGACAGUUGCACAGAAUGCAUUAUCAAAGGAGAAUAUCUAAACGGAAGAAUUUGUUUUCCAAGUGGAAAAUUAUAUCCUACAAGAACAGACAAACUAUUUGCCAUGCAAGCUUACAAAGAUUUUUAAAUUGGUUACAGUAUUUUGAAUAAUAUUCCAGGAUUCUUACCUCUAACUCGAACUCCAUUAGACUAUAUGCAUUUAAUAUGUUUAGGCGUUGUGAAAAAAAUGAUUCUUCUUUGGAUUAAAGGACCGCUAUGUGUACGGUUAAACAGAAAAGCAUUAAAUAAAAUAUCACAUUUGUUACUUCUAAUUAAAAGUUCAACGCCAAAAGAAUUUAUUAGAAAGCCAAGAUCUAUUAGCGAUAUUAAACACUGGAAAGCAGUAGAAUUUAGAUAUUUUCUUUUAUAUACAGGACCUAUAGUAUUACGUCAUAUAUUAAAAAAUGAGUUAUAUAAUCAUUUUCUUAUACUCCAUGCAGCUAUGACAAUUAUUACGUGUCCAAAUUUAUGCCAAGGGUAUUUUUUAAAAUUUGCUGAAGCUUUAUUUCACAAUUUUGUCAUGUCUUUUGAAAUACUGUAUGGUACAGAAUACGUAUCACAUAAUGUUCAUAAUUCGUUUAUGUUCUGAUGUUAGAACAUUUAGUCCAGUAGAUAAUUUCAGUGCAUUCCGUUUUGAAAAUUUUAUAACAUGCAUAAAAAAACAAUUAAGAAAAAAUGAAAAGCCACUACAACAGUUAAUAAAAAGAUACAAAGAAGCUGAACAUAUAUCAUCAUUGUUACAAAAUAAUUCCAAUAAUACAAAAUUAUAUACAUGUCAUAAUUUGCAUAAUAAUGGACCGAUUUGUGAUUACAAUGUUAAAUCACAAUAUUUGCAGAUAUCUAACAAUAAAUUUUAUAUAAAUUGUAAAAGUUUUGCUAAUAAUUGCUGUAUUUUAAAAAAUGGCAUCUGUAUUCUGGUUUUGAAUAUAAUCGAAGAUAACAAUAAUAAUAUAUUUUUCAUUGGUAAGAAGCUUACAUAUGUAAAAGAUUUGUAUGAUAAACAUAGCGAAUCAAGCCAAUUCGGCAUUAAAGUAAUGAUUGUGAAAAGUGAUACACUAUAUAUUUCUGGCCAAUUACAAAGUUACUAUAUAAAGCAUGGAAGAUUGUAUAUGAAAGUGAACCAAAUACAUUUGCAAUAUUUUCCUUAAAGCAUGUACUUUGAUAUAUUGUAUAUUGUUAUUUUAAAACAUUUGUAAUAAAAUUCUUUUAUAUACAAUUACAAAUAUACAAUCUUUCUUGAAACGCUAGAAGAAUGAGUUGUGGAUAUAUUNUUUUGGAGUUCCACGACGGACUGCAAUUAGUACCAGCAAUAUGGUAUAACGCUGACAAGCAGUCAUGUUUUUGGCCCAGUCAUUAUAAAACAAAACUCCGCAUUAACACAGCAAUAAUAAGACAAGAAAUACCAAAAAAUGAAUUAGAUUGGGAAAAACUACCCGUAAAACGAAUGUUUGCUGUGGCAGAAACUUAUGAAAAGGGAGUU